Messenger RNA from Girardinichthys multiradiatus, 3303 nucleotides. It is a transcript of the gene hltf, whose product is annotated as helicase-like transcription factor. The transcript is spliced from 25 exons. The record is from RefSeq and is a predicted model, not a curated record. Gene Ontology annotation, molecular function: ATP-dependent chromatin remodeler activity; nucleic acid binding; ATP binding. Bases 157 to 3063 code for a protein of 968 amino acids. Lineage: Eukaryota; Metazoa; Chordata; Actinopteri; Cyprinodontiformes; Goodeidae.
GUACAGUAGGUGGCAGUGUGCACCUAAAGCUGUUUGUGAUAACUGCCAUUAUAGAAAAGAAGAAGAGGACAGUCAAUCAAUAACGCUCAUUUGUCAACAACGCUGAACUCUGAACUAAAUUUUUGGUUGGACGGUCUUCGACAGGAAACUAACAGCAUGUUUUCCCAUCGGUGGAGGUUUGGUGGGGACAGGUUCACCGAUGUGGACCUCUUUGCAGACAGCUCUGAGUCCGCUGCAGAGACUCUGUCCCAAGCCAUCAGAGCUGCUGCCUCCGAAGAGCCGGAUGCAGAUGGUAGCGUGUCUUUUGGCCAGCUGCGGGGCACCGUGGUCGGGCUCAGAUAUUACACUGGUGUGGUAAACCGGGGGGAGAUGGUGGGUUUAGUACGGGAGCCUCAUAAUCUGUACGACCAGAACGCGGUGAUGGUCACUAACGUUUUAGGGCGACAGGUGGGACACAUCAAGAAGGAGCUGGCUGCAGCCAUGGCCUAUGUAAUGGACCAAAACCUGGCUAAAGUAGAGGGGGUGGUUUACGCAGGGACCAACAACACCUUCUCCAUGCCAGUCACACUGUCGUUCUGGGGGAACCAGGAGAACAGGGAUGCUGUGAUGAAGUACAUGGCGAGUCGAGGAUACAAACUGGACGCAGACGGAGGCAGACCCACAGGUGCAAAGGGAAAAUCUUUUGGCAGUCCAGGCCCUCACUCGUUUUCCUUGAAGAAAGGGGUGACCAUCCCACUAACUGCAGAAGAGCUCAAGAAUGCGUUUGAUAACUUAUUUGAGGGUUUGAUGCAGAGCAAAGAUGGGGAGAAAGAAGCAGCUGAGGCUGUGGCCACUCCCCUGCUGCCUCACCAGAAACAAGCGUUGUCCUGGAUGUGUGCACGGGAAAAUAAAGAUGCGCUGCCGCCUUUCUGGGAGAAGCGUGGUGAGCUGUACUACAACAGCCUCACGUGUUUCUCCGCCAAAGAAAUACCAGAGAGGGUCCGGGGGGGAAUACUGGCUGAUGACAUGGGACUGGGUAAAACUCUAACAGUCAUCGCUCUGAUCCUUACCAACUUCCACAAAGGAAAGCCCUUGCCUGUGGAGAAAUGUGAAGCACCAUUUUCACCUACCAAAGCUACAAGUAAGCCUCUGGAAGGCUCUAAGCUGGAAGGUGCUGUUCAUGAGAGUAGAAGUGAGGAUAACGCAGCAGGAGGAAGUUCUCACUGGUCAGAUGUUCCAAAAGAGGAUGUGAUCUGCCUUGAUGAAGCAGAUGUGGUGCUGGUAGAAGAUGAGCCACAGAAAAGUUCCAACAAAGAGAAGCACAAACCCACUAAACGGAAGCCCAGUAAAGGGGGUCCAUUAUUACUUGAAGAUCUGGACUUUGCUGCAGCCUUGAGUAGCUCAACAUCAGCUACAGGCCCGAAGAAGAAGAAAACAGCUGAGAAAAACAAACUUAAACAGAGUGUGGAAGGGUCUAUCGCUGAAAACACAGAUGACUUAUCAGCGAAGGCCACUCUCAUCCUCUGUCCUCUCUCUGUGCUCGGCAACUGGUUGGACCAGUUUGAGCAGCACGUGCACUCCAACAUGAAGCUCAACAUCUACCUGUACUAUGGUUCCGAGCGCAACAGAAACAAGACGUUUCUGUCCUCUCAGGAUGUGGUGAUCACCACCUACAACGUCCUCUCUACCGACUUUGGGAAUAAGAGUCCUUUACAUAGGAUCAACUGGCUAAGGGUGGUUCUGGAUGAAGGACACAUCAUCAGAAACCCAAAAGCACAGAUGAGCAAGGCUGUGCUUGAACUGAAAGCUCAGAGACGUUGGAUUCUGUCAGGCACUCCUAUCCAGAACAGCGUGAAGGACUUGUGGAUGCUGCUGGCCUUCCUGCACCUGAAGCCCUUCGAUGUGAGGGAGUGGUGGAACAGAGUGAUCCAGAGACCGGUCAUACAAGGAGACAGGACCGGCCUGCAAAACCUUCAGAACCUAGUGAAGUGCAUCACCUUGAGACGGACCAAGAACAGCGAGGUGAACGGGUGCCGUCUGGUGUCGCUGCCCAAGAAGUCGGUUUACGUGGAGGAGGUGGUGCUCAGCCAGCAGGAGAGGGAGGAGUAUGAGCUGGCACGCAACGAGGGAAGACGCAUUAUUGGCGGAUAUGUCGCCGAAGGGUCUGUGUUGAAGAAUUACGCCGAUGUUCUCGCCAUCUUGAUGAGGCUCAGACAACACUGCUGCCACCCUGAUCUCCUUGGGAAAAUAUCCUCCGAUAUAGCCACCGGAGGCACUCCAGCAGAUCUGCGGCAACGUCUGAUAGAAAAAAUGCGGCUGGUGUUGGCCAGCGGCUCGGAUGAAGAAUGCUCCGUGUGUCUGGACUCGGUCCAUCUGCCCGUCAUCACUCACUGCGCCCAUGUUUACUGCAGGCCCUGCAUCGCCCAAGUCAUCAGCAGUGAGCAGAUGGCCCGAUGUCCUCUCUGUCGAAGUGAGAUCAAGACCAGUGAGCUGGUGGAGUUUCCACCAGAGGAGAUGGAAGAUGAUAGAAGUCUGAACUCUGACAAGUGGAGGACAAGCUCAAAGGUUCAGGCACUGAUGGGAAACCUGCUCAGGCUGCGGUCUGAAGACGUCAACAUCAAAUGUCUGGUCGUUUCUCAGUUCACACGCUUCCUCACCAUCCUUCAGACCCCACUCAGAGAACACGGUUUCAUUUUUGUGCGAUUGGACGGCACGAUGAGUCUGAAGAAGAGAACUCGGAUCAUCCAGGAGUUUCAGAGCUCCGGAGCAGACAGCCCUAAAAUCAUGCUGCUGUCACUCAAAGCCGGAGGGGUGGGGCUUAAUCUGACUGCAGCCUCUCAUGUUUUCCUCAUGGAUCCUGCCUGGAACCCAGCUACUGAAGAGCAGUGUAUUGAUCGCUGCCAUCGUUUAGGCCAGAAGAGCGAUGUUGUCGUAACCAAGUUCAUUGUGAAGGAUUCAGUGGAAGAGAACAUGGUGAAGAUCCAAAAGAAGAAGCAGGACCUGGUGGAGAAGACGUUUGGCUCAACCAAUACAGACAGGAAAACAUCUCGAAUCGACGACAUCAAAGUUCUGCUGGAGAUGUAGACGCCCAGCGGCUAAAGGAGGGUGUCUACACAGAUUUCAUCUGCUUUGCUUGUUCACUUUAAAUCUCCCGAUAAAGUAUUUGGUCUGGAUGUGUAAUUAACAUUCAACUGCACUUAAAAAAAAAAAAAAAAGGUUUAUACCUUGUUUUGCUAUCAGAUGACAGGCACAAACCUGGUACCAAAGAACUGCAUUAGUUGUCAUGUUCUAAAUGUUAUUUCACAAUAAAGAAUUGCUCACCAA